Myripristis murdjan (pinecone soldierfish) is the source of this 436-nucleotide messenger RNA. RefSeq lists its product as uncharacterized. The record is from RefSeq and is a predicted model, not a curated record. The transcript has 3 exons. Bases 115 to 360 code for a protein of 81 amino acids. Lineage: Eukaryota; Metazoa; Chordata; Actinopteri; Holocentriformes; Holocentridae.
CUCACAGUAGAAUAGAGGUCUACGGUUAACAGCUUGGUGUUCUGUGGCGCUGCAGACGUGGCUUGAGGUGAAUCUGUCUUUGGAAUCAGCCUGGCGACCUUCGAACCGGGAGUGAUGGAACUAUCCCUGAUGGCAGCACAGCAUUUCCCGGCUGUGAGUGGGGCCUUCAUGGAUUCCCCAUACAAUGGCAAUGCGUCCCUACAGACGUCCACGUCUAACCUCAACACCGGCUACUCCCGGCCUUCGGAAGCAGAGGAUGAUGGGAAGGUGUCCAGCGAUACUAUCUGGCUGUGGAUCGCUGUGCUGGCGACCAUUGGCAACAUAGUGGUGGUGGCUGUGGUUUGCGCCUGUGCCUUCUGACGAGAUAGUGGAAAUAGUAAACGGAGUAAAACACUGCUGUUGUCAGAUGACCAGAAAAUCUUUCAUCUCCCAAAAA